AUGGUCGAGGUCUCUCUUACCGUAGGAAAACUUGAUGCAUCGCUUGCAUUAUUACUCACACAGGAUCAUCACCUGAUUGAGUUCCCUACUAUUCUUCUGCCAGAUGGAAUAUCGGCUGGAUCUAUCGUUAAGAUCCACUGCGAAAGAGAUCUCAAGCAGGAGGAAGCUGAGGAUUCGACCUUUGAUAGGCUGCAGGAAGAGAUUUUCAACACUUUUGGCAAAAACGAACCAAAAUGUCCUCAGCUCAAAAUUGUUAACGUUACCCAAACAUCCUGCGUUCUUGAAUGGGAGUCAUUGGAGCUCGGCACAGCUGAGUUGAAAUCUCUCACACUGUACAAGAAUGGAACAAAGAUAGGGCAAAUAAGGAGCCCUUUGUCAAAAAAAAACAUCAAGUUAAGUGGGCUGCCGGUUGAUACCCAGUAUAAAUUUCAUUUGAAGCUCGAGACCAGUGCUGGCAGCUACCUCUCGAACAUUAUUGAAUUGAGAACUCACAAGAUGACAGAUUUGAGCGGUAUAACCGUUUGCAUUGGGGAGAUUGAUUUUGAUAGUGAGCCGUUUACUUUGCAAGACAUAGAACAAUCACUCAACAAAAUUGGAGCAAGGCCGAUAUCGAGGGAGGUGAAAAUUGAUACGACGCAAUUUAUAUGUACUCGCAAAACAGGUUCUGAGUAUGAAAAAGCGAAAUCACUCAACAUUCCUAUCGUACGUCCUGAGUGGCUGAAGGCUUGUGAACUGGAACGUCGGAUUGUCGGUGUCAGCAAGUUUUAUCUAGACUCUGAAAAUCCUAUUUGGAAGGAGAAAGAGUUUUGGGACUCAACUAGAUCUGAGGUAGACCAAAGCCAAAAUAGGGUGCAGACUGACAGCACUAAUGAAAUCAAUCCGAACUCAAGAGACAGGAAUGGAAAGAACACAAUCGAUCCUAGGGAGAUGUUUGAGGAACGGCUUAAUGAAGAGAAAGAACCAACUAGUUCGAAAGUCGACGUCGAGGGGACUUCAGUGGAGGCAGAAACUCUAGUAGAAGAAAAGGAGAAAGUACACGCAUCAAAGCUCACUGAAUCAGGCUCUCCUAUUGACAAUGAUAACGGCUCAAAUCAAGAGGAAACUGAAGAAGCUCAGGAAAAAGACAAUUCUCAUGAUGCCAACGAGGUUUCUGAAGAGACGAUGAAGUGGCAUGACCAUUCUUCUCUAGCAGAGUUACGAAAUGAAGGCCUGAAUCAAUGCAUACAAGAGGACAAAAUGGAAGUAAACUCACGAGACAUGAGUCAGACCUCAUUGAAUGAUAUAUCAGAAGUGCCAGACACCGCUGUCUCUAACGAUCAGCAUGGCAUUUCUGAUAAUUUUGAGGGAGAAAAUACUAAGUCUGUUGAAUCUGUUUCUGAACAGGGCGCUAUUGAAAAGCCCGAGUUCUCUGCCGAUGCAGAGACUACCAACCUACAAAGUAGUGGUUUAGAGUCUUCGCCUACGAAACUUGAUCAAAAGCCAUUAGAAGAAAAUGAGCCGCAAGAAUUAUCCAGUGUCUUGUCAGAGAAGAAGAACAUAGGCGGAAAGAGGAAGAAAAACAAAAAGAAAAGGUAA
Molecule: messenger RNA, 1575 nt
Organism: Ogataea parapolymorpha DL-1
Lineage: Eukaryota; Fungi; Ascomycota; Pichiomycetes; Pichiales; Pichiaceae
Product: Chitin biosynthesis protein CHS5
Exons: 1
Coding region: 1-1575 (524 amino acids)
Biological process (GO): conjugation with cellular fusion; Golgi to plasma membrane transport
Cellular component (GO): exomer complex; trans-Golgi network
Molecular function (GO): protein dimerization activity
Source: RefSeq, a predicted model, not a curated record